Molecule: messenger RNA, 1818 nt
Organism: Magnolia sinica
Lineage: Eukaryota; Viridiplantae; Streptophyta; Magnoliopsida; Magnoliales; Magnoliaceae
Product: protein MANNAN SYNTHESIS-RELATED 2-like
Exons: 6
Coding region: 270-1529 (419 amino acids)
Source: RefSeq, a predicted model, not a curated record
GUCCGCGUCGCCCAUUCCGCUGUAAUAUGUUAUUUCACGAUUCGACCAUCCAAACGCUCAUUUAUACAAUUCCCUCCAACCGAGCUAGCUGGCGUUUGUUCCGAUCUAUGAGAGAGAGAGAGAGAGAGAGGCGUUUUUUGUUUUAAAAAGGAGGCCUUGCACUGGCAGUGAGCUCUAAAGAAAAGAAGAAGAAAAACACGAUCCCUACCAUUCUCAAUCCCUGAGGCUUGUGGUGCGUUUGGCAAACCAAGAAAAUACGAUUCUAGGAAAUGGGAUUCGACGCGAGGCAGGUCUUGGGAGCGGUCCUGACUUUCACCAUGUUCGCAAUGCUCGCGAACAUGAUCAGGCGAGACCAUUUCGAUUCGUUUCAAGUGAUUGUUCCAGGGCCACCGGCUGUUCAUUUUGAUGUAAUGAAGGUUGAGGAGAAAGGUAUUUCCAUGCUUCCGAUGGGUAAAGGGCCUUGGAAGGGGAAUGGCCAAGAGCUGAAAUCUUGCUGGGCCAAGCCUAGAUCAAAAGAGGUAGAUCAGCCAAAAGGUUUCAUUACAUUCUCGUUAUCUAAUGGUCCAGAAUAUCACAUCUUGCAGAUUGCGGAUGCGGUCGUGAUCACAAGGUAUCUAGGGGCUACGCUUGUACUCCCUGACAUCAGAGGAAGAACACCAAGUGAAAAGAGGAAAUUUGAGGAAAUCUAUGACGUCGAGAAGUUCAUGAAGAGCCUGGAUGGUGUGAUCAAUAUAGCAAGUGAGAAGCCAGCUGAAAUAGCAGCAAAAAACCUUGCGGUUGUGAGGGUCCCAAGCAGGGUAUCAGAAGACUACAUUGCAGAAAACAUUGAACCGAUAUUCCGAAUUAACGGUAACUUGAAGCUUGCUACAUACUUUCCUUCAGUAAACAUGAAAAUCGAGGAGACUCAGAAGGAUGCGGAUUCGGUCAGUUGCUUGGCAAUGUUCAGCGCCCUCGAACUUCAACCGGAGAUUCACGAAGUGGUCGACUUGAUGGUCAGGAGGCUGCAGACCCUGAGUCGCAAGUCGGAUGGCCAAUUCGUCGCGGUGGAUUUGAGGGUCGAGAUGCUGCAAAGGAAAAGGUGCAAGGAAAGCGGAGGCGCAGGAAGGAAGAGUUGUUACAAUGCAGAGGAGGUUGGCGAGUUCUUAAGGAAAAUCGGGUUUGACGAGGACACCACAAUUUAUGUGACUCAGUCGCGGUGGGAUGAAAGUCUCCAUGUUUUGAAAAACAUCUUCCCAAAAACUUAUACUAAGGAAGGCAUAAUGCCUGCCGACAAGAAGGACAAGUUCCUUAACUCCGGGUAUCCUGAAUUUGAGAAGGCGAUCGACUUCUACAUCUGCUCUCAAAGCGACGUCUUUGUGCCUGCCAUUUCCGGCAUGUUCUACGCCAAUGUUGCCGGAAAGAGGAUAUCUUCCGGCAAGACCCAGAUACUAGUUCCAGCCACCAUCCCCGGUCCGUCUGCCCCAGCCUCUGACUUCAUCUCUUCUUAUGUCUCUAAGAAAAGUCAUUUGGCCUACUCGUGCUUCUGCUAAACUCCAUCCAAAAAUCAAACCGGUGUGUUUUGGAACAGAGUGUCCCCACUGAUGAGUUCUUGAAGCCUUCUCAACUAGGCGACAGUUUUGAUCUCUCAAUGGGUCCAAGGACCCAAAUCAAGCUGUCUGUUUGUAUGGUGAAAAUCCUUCCAUGGCAAAGGCGGACCUCGUUAUUUAAUAUGUUUCAAGUCCUUUAUAUAAUCAUAAUAGAGUAGCAUAUGUUUAUUGUAUAGUACUGUUUAUAUCUGUAGUUUAUGCAAUCUUUGAAUGUGUUUUAUGUCUUUUUGCU